GAUGCACUCAGCUGCAUAGCCACGGCCCACAUCUGAGUCUGUGCUAAACCAAGCCCCUGGGGCUGUCCCGGAAGGGCCUGAUUUACAUCAACAGGAAAGUCCUGUCUUGCUUCGCCAAAGCGUUGUCAUUUUUAGCACUAAAGAAGAAGCCAGUUGGAGAGUUAGCAGUGUUUCUGCAGCCACAGCGCAAGGCCGGGCCGUUGAUGUUUUCCUGCCAUUUUAUCUCAGAAAUGGCUUCCCCUUGCAAGAGUCUGGCAGCUCUCCGCACCCAGCUCUGCCUGUUAGUCCUGAUCACAGGUGAGAUCUCAGCCUCAAGAAACAUGACCCCGCGGAAGUCAGAUAUGUUUUGUUCAAACUUCCGACAGCACCCUCGUUACAUAGCUGCCAAGAAGAACACCCAAGUUCACUUCAUCUGCCAUUCCCGCAACUCAGCCGAUGUGCAGUGGUACAAAAUGACUGGACAGGACAAAACCCCCCAAGUGAUCGAUAUGAAUGACCCGAGGGUGAACGAGAACAGGAGUGAGUCAUUUGUAAUUAUCACCUUCAGCAAAAUCCAGCCUGAAGACAACGGCAUUUACUUGUGUGAAAAUAAGAGCCUGGCUCGUGAUCUGGGACGGAUACGCACGUGUGGGAGUGAACUGAGAGUAAUAGGUUUCAGCACCAUUGAGCAGGUCCAGAGACGGAACAGCGUGAAAGACGUCAUCAUCAUGAUCCAGUCCAUUCUCCUGGUCAUCUUUGUGAGCGUCCCCAUGCUCCUGCUCCUGGAGAAAGGCGACGGCAAGGCCAGCUCUGAUGAGGACCAUACGUAUGAGGGCUUAGAGAUCGAACAAACUGCCACCUAUGAAGACAUUGCACCUCUGCGGGAUGUAAAAGCCAAGUGGACAGUUGGGGAGCAUCCGGGCCAGGAGUGAGGGGCUCUGCACCCAGGCGACUUGCCUACGUUAAGUGGCACAGCUUCCUGUACCUGCUGUGCCUGCGAGUUACCCACUGAUGCCGGAGGGGAUGGGAUUCCUGUCUUCCUGCCAUGGGCUGUGGCUGUUACAGACUCAUGUGUGGCAGGAGUAUAUCACGAACUGCAACGAUAUGAUGGGACGCUGCCAGUAGCUCCCACAUCCCUGCCGCACGCAGCUGCCUCCCAUAACUGUUAGUAGAGCUUGCUUGAGUUUUUGGUGUUAUAUAUUCAGUGCUUGCUUUUCUGAGUCUGUACCCAGGUCUGGAUGGGAGCUGGCCAGGAUGAUUUUAGCCUGGAAGUUGCUGUUAUUAUCUCAACACACAAGCCCCUAGGUGCAUGUACAGAAAUUAGUAGCAAGCUGCCACCAACUGGCAGCAAACAGUGAGUUAACCUCAGCCCUAAUUAGGCAGCAAAAAGAACCUGGUAUGUUUAAAGCAGCAAAUCACUUUCAUCUCUUAGGCCCUGGGCCUAGGAAGGAGAGACAGGUUUGCAGAGACGACACAUUCACAGAGGGCUGGAAUGUGAUCACUUUACGCAUGUUGAACUGAAUCUUAUACCGCGUGUGAAGUUAUUACAACUCCUUGUAGCAAGAUGCUACUCAGAAGGAAUGAAGUUCUACCAAGUGUGAGUUAGGGCGUCCCAGCAAAGUGUGGAAACUGUGGGAUCAAAAUGUCCAACUGCUUUUUAAAGUUUUAAUAAACACAAUAAGUCAG
Dermochelys coriacea (leatherback sea turtle) is the source of this 1665-nucleotide messenger RNA. RefSeq names its product CD79b molecule (gene CD79B). The coding region runs from base 204 to 911 and encodes 235 amino acids. Gene Ontology annotation, biological process: B cell receptor signaling pathway; B cell differentiation. The record is from RefSeq and is a predicted model, not a curated record. The transcript is spliced from 6 exons. NCBI's taxonomy places the organism in Eukaryota, Metazoa, Chordata, Testudines, Dermochelyidae. Gene Ontology annotation, cellular component: external side of plasma membrane; B cell receptor complex.